CAACAUCAUUGUCUGCAAAAUGGAAGCCUCACUUCCAUACCACGAGCCUUCGAUAACAGUCAUUGCCAUUCUAUCGAGCUUUCUUCUUCUCUUGAGUUUAGUUAAUUAUGGCCUCGAUAAAAUCGCAUAUUGCGGUCUAAUUGGCCAAAUAGCGCUAGGUAUAGCUUGGGGAACACCAGGUGCAAAAUGGCUCUCCCGGGAGGUUGAAGAUGCGAUAGUGCAGCUUGGAUACCUUGGUCUCAUCCUCCUAGUUUUUGAAGGUAAUUCGAUUCCCAUUGAUGCAUAGACAGCUUUCUAAUUUGCGUUAUAGGCGGGUUGUCAACAUCUUUUAGAUCUCUCAAGGCUAAUCUUGGUCUUUCCUCUAUCGUGGCUACAACUGGAAUUGUUCUCCCAAUCGGUCUCUCUUUUGCAGUUAUGCCUAUGCUUAACGCAACUCCAUUGCAAGCCUUUGCUGCUGGUGCUGCUUUGUGCUCUACAAGUCUCGGUACAACGUUUACUAUCCUCGGCACAAGCGGUCUUUCUGCAACACGUCUCGGCGUUGUUUUGACAAGUGCUGCCAUGAUGGAUGAUGUCAUAGGCUUAAUCAUGGUCCAGGUUAUCUCAAACCUCGGUGGCGAUGCCUUUGAUGCCAUCACAGUCGUCAGACCUGUCGUUGUCUCUCUUGGUUUUGCAAUUACCAUUCCUGUUCUUUGCAGAUUCAUCGUUCUACCUCUUACUGUUCGACUCAAUGCUUUCCGAAAAGCCAAUCCGACUUCUAGAAUUUCAAAGGUUUUCGGUAUGAGUCAGACUGCUUUUGUUAUUCAUACCGCAUAUCUCCUAGGUAUAGUCAUUGGUGCGACUUUUGCAGGCACUUCGAGCCUCUUGGCUGCUUAUAUAGCGGGUGCGACUAUCAGUUGGUGGGAUUCCGAUGUUCCUCAUCUCGAAUCCCGAGAGACCGAUACCAAUGCGACUGAAGCCACGGGAGAAAGUGUGGUUACUGAAGAGUUGGCAACCCAAGAGCCGGCUCCAGAGAGCAGGGUUCUCACAAAGGUCAUGGAAGGUGGUUCAGGUGCCGAGAUCUUUCACCACUACUAUGAACCUGCCCUUCAACACAUUCUCAAGCCUUUCUUCUUUGCCUCUAUUGGAUUUUCCGUGCCCAUCACAAAGCUAUUCACUGGCCCCAUCGUAUGGCGCGGCGUGAUCUACACCAUCCUUAUGAUAUUUGCCAAGCUUGCUUGUGGUCUUUGGCUUAUGUCAUUCGAAAACCCUUUCCGGGCUCUUGUGCAGCUUUCUCAUACACUUUCGCCCAAGCUCAAAAAGUCUUCUAAAGGAUUGGUGCCUGGUGCUCAAUGCGCAGACAACUCAUCACCUCGCGAUGGGGCUAGUGCAGCGCAGGAAGGAGAAGGACGUGAUGCUGUCCCUCUGGAACCCGUCACUGACACAGAUACAUCUCAGGCGUCUCCACAAGUGCGUAACUCGACACCGAAGCCCGAGAAAGCCUUGUCUCUGUAUCCAGCGUGUAUCGUUGGCAUCGGCAUGGUAGCGCGAGGUGAGAUCGGAUAUUUGAUCUCGGCACUGGCUGAAAGCAAGGGUAUCUUUGGUGCAACGGCGGAUGGCCAGUCCUCUGAGAUCUUUCUGAUUGUCACCUGGGCUAUUACACUCUGUACGAUCAUUGGGCCGAUCUCUGUGGGACUGAUCGUGAACAGGGUUAGAAAAUUGGAGAAUGGGAGUCGCAAGGCAAAGGGGGAGGGAAGGAAGAAUGUUCUUGGGGCCUGGGGAGUGAGCUAGACUUCUCGCGACAUGAUCUUCGGAGUGAAGAGGCUUUCACUUUAUAUAUAAGUGCCUUUGAAGCAUAGUACUUGGACAGCGGGAUCGUGCCUGCAUUGUGAGAUUAUUCGUCUCACCUUGACGAAUUGCCAAAUAGGAUAGAAUCUUAUAGACUACAUAUGAUUGACAAUAUUUACCAGUGCGCGAGAUAUCCAAACUUAGUUACAUCCUUCUUCGUAUGCUAUUCGUAAGUAUCUAUACUAGGUAUCCUCGGCCAAGCAUGCCUAGACCGCUAUAGAGAAACGCGAGCAGACUUUGACGCGCCAACACUCAGUGCCUCCUGACUCAAAUCCACCCAAGGCGAUGAUUCUCGAGAUCCAGCCAUAGGGGUUUGGUUUGAGCUCUGUCUCAUCUUGUUCAAUG
This is a messenger RNA of Fusarium odoratissimum NRRL 54006, 2169 nucleotides long. RefSeq lists its product as uncharacterized. Gene Ontology annotation, cellular component: membrane. The record is from RefSeq and is a predicted model, not a curated record. The coding region runs from base 415 to 1767 and encodes 450 amino acids. The transcript has 2 exons. Lineage: Eukaryota; Fungi; Ascomycota; Sordariomycetes; Hypocreales; Nectriaceae. Gene Ontology annotation, biological process: proton transmembrane transport. Gene Ontology annotation, molecular function: antiporter activity.